Molecule: messenger RNA, 3410 nt
Organism: Stegostoma tigrinum
Lineage: Eukaryota; Metazoa; Chordata; Chondrichthyes; Orectolobiformes; Stegostomatidae
Product: antigen peptide transporter 2-like
Exons: 11
Coding region: 71-2248 (725 amino acids)
Biological process (GO): transmembrane transport
Cellular component (GO): membrane
Molecular function (GO): ATP binding; ABC-type oligopeptide transporter activity; ATP hydrolysis activity
Source: RefSeq, a predicted model, not a curated record
UUGCGGGGCGGCUCUCUCUGGGAGUGAAAGUGAAACUUGUCGGGGAGACACACAGUCCCAGCUCCUCACUAUGGACUCCCCAGGACCAGCGCUGCCUCCCGGGGCCUGGACCCGGACCCGGACCCUGCCGCUGCCCCGCCGCCUGUUCCUGGCCGCCCUGCCUCCUCUCCUGCAGCUGCUGCUCUCGGUUCUGCUGCCGCGUCCCGGGGCUGUACCGCCCCUCACGGCCGUGGCUCUCACUGUGGCCUUAGGCUGGAGGUUGGGCGGCCUGCGGCUCCCGGUGCUGCUGUACACCGCCUGCUGCUGCCUUUCCCCGGAGCUGCACCGCCUGCUGCUGCCGCCGGCCCGGACCUGGGCCCACGGACACAGCCUCGGCCUGCCCCCCCGCUCUCUCACCGCUCUCCUCCUCCCUCACGCCGCCUCGGCACUGGCUCUCGGCCUCGUGGAGGCGGCGGCGGCUCUGUUCCGGCCCCAGGCCCGCGGCUCCCUCCCGGGGACAGAGCGGAACAUCGGGCGCCGCCUCCUCACUCUGUCCCGGCCCGACCUGGUUCCUCUGAGCGGGGCGUUCAUCUUCCUCACCCUGGCCGUGAUCGGUGAGAUUCUCAUGCCUUACUACACAGGGAAGGUGAUUGAUUUACUGAAGUCCAACUUUGACCACCGAGCAUUCCUCAUCGCCAUAUUCUACAUGUUUAUCACCUCCAUGGGAAGCUCCAUUUCAGCUGGGCUCAGGGGAGGCCUCUUCACAUUCACAAUACACAGACUGAACAAACGGGUUCGAAAACUGCUUUUCUCUUCCCUGGUACAGCAGGAAAUCGGCUUCUUUGAAGCAACUCGGACUGGUGAUAUCACAUCACGCCUCUCCACUGACACUGCCCUCAUGAGUCGGUCUAUCGCAGCCAAUGUGAACAUCUUCCUGCGAAGCUUGGUGAAGACAGUCGGGGUCCUCUUCUUCAUGGUGUCCCUCUCAUGGCAGCUCACCUUGCUGAUACUUAUAGAGUCCCCUCUCACCAUAGUGCUUCAGAAACUUUAUAAUAAGUAUCACAUGAAACUGGUCCAGGAGGUGCAGGAUUCCAUCGCAGAGUCAAACCAACUGGCCGGAGAGACUGUUGCUGGGAUCAGGACAGUCCGGAGUUUUGCCGCAGAGAACGAGGAGUCAGAACUCUUCGAGGAGAAGCUCCAGGCAACGCACCAACUGAAGAACAAACGGGACGUUGUCAGAGCGGUGUACCUCGUGUGUCAUAGGCACAUACAACUUGCAAUGCAGCUGGCCAUGUUGUACGCUGGACAGCACCUGAUCCGGAAUGGACAGAUGAGCAGUGGGAAUCUUGUUGCUUUCAUCUUGUACCAGGAAGACUUCGGCUCUUACGUCCGGACCCUGGUUCACAUGUACUCGGAGAUGACCCACUCAGUGGGAGCAGCCGAGAAAGUGUUUGAUUACCUGGAUCGGAAAUCCACAGUUCCUACAGAUGGGAAGCUGGUAAAGGAGACUGUGAAAGGCCAUGUGGAAUUCCAAAAUGUGUCCUUCUCUUAUCCAACGAGACCCAACAUUCAGGCCUUAAAGAACGUAUCCUUUGAGCUGAAGCGUGGUGAGAUCACGGCCCUGGUGGGACCCUCUGGUGGGGGGAAGACAACGUGUGUGAAUCUGCUCGAGAGAUUUUAUAAACCUCAGUCUGGACAGAUCCUGCUGGAUGGCAGACCCAUCGAGGAAUACGAACACAAAUAUUACCACAACAAGUUGGGCGUUGUGGGACAGGAGCCUGUGCUGUUUGCGCUCUCUGUCAGGGAGAAUAUCUGUUACGGUCUCCAGAACUGUCCAAUGUCAUCGGUCACUGCAGCAACUCAAAAAGCUAAUGCCCACAAAUUCAUCGAGGGGCUGGAGCAUGGCUACAAUACAGAUGUCGGAGAGGCAGGAGGACAGCUCUCUGCUGGAGAGAAACAGAGAAUAGCCAUUGCUCGAGCACUCAUCCGACAACCUCAAAUCCUCAUCCUCGAUGAAGCAACAAGCUCACUUGACAUGGAAAGUGAGCACACGAUCCAGCAGGCGUUAUCGAAGGACACGGGACAAACCAUCCUGGUUAUUGCCCACCGAUUGAAGACCGUGGAAAAGGCUGACAAGAUCCUUGUGAUUGAGAGAGGAAUGGUGAUGGAGGAGGGAAAGCAUGAGGAAUUAAUGGAGAGAAAAGGCUGCUAUUUCCGCCUGCUGCGGAGACUGUCUCACAACGGGGAUCAGGGCACAGCUGAGUUUUAACCAGACUCUGAAACAGAGGGCGUGGAGCUGUGAUUAAAACUACCCGUCCCUGAACCACACACUGUCUUCAUUUUACUGUCUGAUCCAGUAGCAGUUUUGUAUUUUGCUUUUGUACAUAUUGAACUGAGCUUUUGGUGUAGUCAUUGUAUCACACAGCAGUGUGAGGUUUGUAAUUGGGUUCAAGUGCAUUCAAUUAAAGCACAAGAAUGAUGGAAAUAUGAAACAAAAUAGAAAGAAGCGGGAGAAACUCAGCUGGUCUAUGCAGGGAGAAAGAGAAUUAAUAUUUGGAGUCUAGUGACCCUCCUUCAGAAGAGAUAGUAGCUAGGAAAAGAUGGCAUAGAUUGCUGAUAACACGGGUUGGAGGGGGAAAUGGGGAGAAGUUAGUGGAUCGAUGGAGAGUGAGCCCAGAGGGGAAAAGCUUUGGCAGAAAAGCUAGAGAGGUGAUAAGGGGGGGACUAUGAGAGGGUGAAAAUGGGUUAUCUGUAUUGCACCAGUUUAGGUCUUUAUUAUAUAUUGAGAAAAGGGUAGACUGGCAUUGGAGUAAGUUCAAAAGAUAUUCAGUCUGAUUCCUGGCUGAAGGGACUGAUGCAACAAGAAAGCAGGAGCAGACUAGAAGAAUAACAGGUGUUCUUAUUGAAACAGUGAUUCUGAGGAGGUUUGACAGGGCAGUUGAUGAGAAACUGUUUUCACCCAUGGGAGAAUUUUGAACGAGGGAACAUCAUCACAGAAUAAGGGACAGCUCAUUUGAAACUGGGAUGCAAAUGAAUUUCUUCUCUCAGACAAUAGUGAAUGUCUGUAAUUAUCUACCCUAAGAGGAUAAUGGAGGCUCGCUCACUGGAAGUAUUGAAAGAGGAAAUAGAUUUCCCAAAUAUUGGCGCAAGCCUGAGAGAGGCCAAAUGAUCCCUUCUAGUUCCUAUUUCUUACAAUUUUAGGGUGUUUAAGUUGCUGGUGAUUAAACAAAAUUUAAAACCCAUGCCGUAUGCAAAGCUUAUGUAUAGUAGCGAGUUUUGAGAAGAUGUGUGACUCAGGUUGAGGUUCUGGAUGUGACUUUGCUCGCUGAGCUGGAAGGUUUGUUUUCAGACGUUUCGUCACCUUUUUUUAAUUUGAUAAAACAUACUUUAUUCAUAGGAUGUACAAAAAAUAAAACAUAUUUAUACACCGA